AUUUCGAUACACUUUAUACAACGUGCAAGGUCACAAGACUUUGGAUGCAGGAAAACUAAAGGAAGGGAUAUAUACUUGGUUAACUAAACAAUAAGAGAGGUUAAAUCAUUCAGCCUAUUAUAUAGCAGUUACAUUUGGGAACUUGCAAGGGAUUUGUAGACUGGGCGUUACACGUCUAAAAUAUCUAAGUAUAUAUACAGGCUACUUUUUUCAUGUUCUAAGUAGCUCAUAAAGAUCAAGACUACAUAAACCUGCACUGGAUAACAGAAUUUUACAUCGUCCACAUGGAAAUUACACCGACCUGAAAUUAUAAUAGUGAUGUCGGAGCUCAUGCGGAGCCCCUGAACGCAGCACCAGUGUGUGAGAGCUGUGUAGAGGAAGUGGCGGUUGAUCUGGGUCCGCACCUUUUCCGGUAACACAGCACCGCCGCCGCUGUGACUGAACGGCUGGAGAGAAAGAGGGAGGAAGAGAGACGGAGAGCGGCAAGAGCGGGGAGAAACGGCCCGGGGACUGGGGGAUGAUAGCCGCAGACGUAGGGGGAAGAGAAGAAAGUCGGAUGAAUCAAUGACCUUUUGAGCGCUCUUGCUCUGGAUGUCCCGAUGCAGAAACGGACCGGAGAGCUCAUAUUUUGGUGUGUUUUAAUGAGAUAAACGCCGUGCUUUGAAAAUUCAUCGACUGGGAUUGGCUAAGGGCAAGUGUGGACAGUCGGCAGCCAAGGAGGAAGUGGGAACCCCGGCUUGGACUGGGCCUGAUUUAUAUACGAGGCUAGGCUCUUUUUUUUUUUUCCUGUAUCAAGUCCAGCUCAGAGUAACAGCAUUUUUGAAGGAGAAAAAAGACUUGAAAUGUGGAUUUUGAAAGAAGUCUGUGCUCAACGGCUAGUUUGAAACAAGGGGAUGUCAUUUUGUCUUCUUACAUCGGAGGGCAGUGGAUCAUGACAAUAUAUCCACACCCAAUUCUGCGAGGGCUCCAUACAUACUGCUCCCACUGAAUGCUCAAAGCUCAGGUCAGAUUAUCAUAGUCCAGCUAAUUGUAGUGGUGUGUUAUCCAACUGUACAAACUUGAAAGUCACCGCCUUUUGAACACUGACACUUGUGUCAGCCCACCGCUGCCAUCACGUGGAGGGCUCUCGGCACACACUGAAACUGUAACUUCUCAGUUGUAUUGAAAACAACUUCUUUCUCUCAUUAGAGAAGUCUCUUUUUUUCUCUCCUAACAAAGUAUUUAUGCACAGCAAACAAGAUGGGGAAAAUGCUCUCAAAGAUCUUUGGAAACAAGGAGAUGAGAAUAUUGAUGCUUGGACUUGAUGCUGCUGGUAAAACUACCAUCUUGUACAAGCUGAAGCUGGGACAGUCAGUCACCACCAUCCCCACUGUUGGAUUCAACGUGGAGACUGUCACCUAUAAGAAUGUGAAGUUCAACGUGUGGGAUGUGGGGGGCCAGGACAAGAUCAGGCCACUUUGGAGACAUUACUACACUGGCACCCAGGGCCUCAUUUUCGUGGUGGACUGUGCCGACAGGGACAGGAUCGACGAGGCGAGGCAGGAGCUCCACCGAAUCAUCAAUGACCGGGAGAUGAAGGACACCAUCAUCCUGAUCUUCGCCAACAAACAAGACCUCCCAGAUGCCAUGAAACCCCACGAGAUCCAGGAGAAGCUAGGCCUGACCCGGAUCAGAGAUAGGAAUUGGUACGUUCAGCCCUCGUGUGCGACAACAGGGGAUGGACUAUACGAGGGCCUGACCUGGCUUACCUCAAAUUACAAAUCUUAAUGGUUCUCCCUUCACCAGCCUGGACACUUGGAGGCAAAAAAAAAAAAGUAGCUGAGAAUGAAAACAUGAGUUAAAAAAAAAUGCAAUCUGAAGAAAUUAAUACCAUGAUCUCUCUGCUGAGUAUGUAUACAAGAGAGUAGCAAUUAUAUUUUGUUUUAUUUUUCUUUUUGAUAAUGAUGACUUCACUAUAACCCCAGAUUUCAUUUAAACAAGAGACAAUUGUUUUUUUGGCUUUCUUUCUUUCUUUUGCUUUUUGGUAGUUCGCUUUGGUUCACAUUCUGUAUAAUCAGUGCUGUUUAAAUAUACAAUAAGCUUACUUUUGAGCUCUUGGUGCAAGUUCUUUUGUUUUCCUCCUUUUUUUUUUUUGGUAUCAUUUCUUUUAGGGGACUUUGAGACACACACUUUUAGUCUUUUAGUUUUGCCCCUGCUUGGCUCUCAUUCAGUAUUCUCAUGACCCAGCGACAUAUCCAAAGGAUGGGAAAGUCCAGAAACCAUUGCCUACCAUCAGCAUAUCACUUUCAUGGCUCAAACUGUCUGUCUAAUUUGUAAGAAUGUGUAUUACGGAUAUGUUAGGACCUCGAAAAAAAACCCAACUGUUUUCAUAAUUGAUUGUACUGGGAUGACUGAGGAAAUGUGUGAUCCUGUGCAAUGAUUGCAUCCAUCAUGUCUACUGUGGGGGUUUGUUUGAAAGACAUUACGUGGACGCUGGAUAUUCACACACACACUGUGAUAUGGAUAUAUACUUUUGUUGUUUCAGUGUCUGAAACCAUUACCACCAGUCUUAUUACUGCCUCUUCUGUUUCUCCCAGAGCUUCCAUUACUGUUGGGUAUUUGUAGUUUGAGCUGCCUUAGGAGGAACCCAGGUUACAGGUGCCCCAAAAUCAAGACGGUAUGCUCAACUGCUGAGUUUGCACUUUUGGGGGGGGGGUUAUUACCAACUAGCUGGCUGUGCACAUUUUGGUUUUCUGUGACUGACUUUUGGACCCUAGCAGGUGCCUGUUCCCAACCCCCCACCACCCCCAGUGUAGGUGCUUCAGUGACUGCAACCCUCCUCUUCUUUUCCUUUUUUUACUCAUCGUCAUUCGCCUGUA
Messenger RNA from Siniperca chuatsi (mandarin fish), 2858 nucleotides. RefSeq names its product ADP-ribosylation factor 6a (gene arf6a). The record is from RefSeq and is a predicted model, not a curated record. Gene Ontology annotation, cellular component: cytoplasm. The transcript is spliced from 3 exons. Gene Ontology annotation, biological process: intracellular protein transport; vesicle-mediated transport. NCBI's taxonomy places the organism in Eukaryota, Metazoa, Chordata, Actinopteri, Centrarchiformes, Sinipercidae. The coding region runs from base 1240 to 1767 and encodes 175 amino acids. Gene Ontology annotation, molecular function: GTPase activity; GTP binding.